This is a messenger RNA of Cryptococcus deneoformans JEC21, 1192 nucleotides long. RefSeq lists its product as hypothetical. The transcript has 6 exons. Gene Ontology annotation, cellular component: trans-Golgi network membrane; recycling endosome membrane. Lineage: Eukaryota; Fungi; Basidiomycota; Tremellomycetes; Tremellales; Cryptococcaceae. Gene Ontology annotation, biological process: protein transport. The coding region runs from base 93 to 998 and encodes 301 amino acids. The record is from RefSeq and is a predicted model, not a curated record.
AUACUACUACGGCGUGCGCCAGAAGGAACAAGUACCGACCUUUAUCAUUUAGGCUUUCAACUUUUUUCUUCUUGCCAACCAACAGAAACAAAAUGUCCCACAACAACCAGCUGGACCCCUUUGCAGACGAGCCCGCUCACGCCACCCUUGACACCGACCCUUUUGCCGACAGUGUCAGAGACCCAUUCUCCCAACCCAAUGAAUCGUCAGUUUCCUUUGGUGGCGCGGGUGGAUCCACAACGAAUACGUACGGCGACUAUGGCUACGGUGGUGGUCAUGCCAAUCAAGAUGCCAAUAAGAAAGCAGAAGAACUUAGAAGGAGAGAGGAGGAGUUGAAUAGGAGAGAGGCGGAAUUUACUAGAAGACAACAGGAGUCUGGAGCAUAUGCCAACAACUGGCCCCCAAUCUAUCCCUUUGUUCACUACGAUCCUAGUGUCAUCCAAGACCCAUCCAAAAGGCAAACCAUUACAUUGAUUGGAUACCAAUGGUAUGCGCUCGUAGUGGCUCUCAUCAUCAACUUGCUGGGGUGCAUCUUCUUGCUGAUCUCCGGGAGCUCAGAAGGAGGAGCCGAUAUGGCGAGCUCAGCAAGCUAUCUUGUCUUUAUCACGAUUGCCUCCUUUAUCUUAUGGUUCCGACCAAUUUAUCUAGGCUACUGCAGAAAUGAAGGCAAGGCUAUGGCUAUCUUUUUCUAUAUUUAUUUCUUGUUCUGUGGCUUCCACUUGCUCUACUCCAUCUACAUGUUUAUCGGUAUUCCUUCUACCGGUUCGGCUGGACUAAUAAACACCAUCUCCAUGUUCUCUCAAGGACAUAUCCUGGCAGCGGUAUUCGGCACUAUUACAACCGUUCUUUGGGCUUUACAAGUGCUUGGCGGGGCGUUCCUCUAUAAGCGAGUGUGGGACUUCAAGAAUGGCAAUUCCGACAUUAGUAUGCAAAAUGCCACCGAUCAAUUCAAAUCCAAUUCUAUCAAAACUAUAGUCCUGCAUCAGAGCAGGCUGUAAGUUUGUGACUACAAGCUGAGCUUUGGAGCAGCCUUCAUUGGUCAGUCCACUGCUGGAAUAUGUUGUCGACGCUAUGAAUGCUGUUUUCUUGGGAUGAUUAGCCUGCCACGUUAGAUUCUGAAAAUGUAUAUGAAGCUUGAAUUCAAACGUUCCUCACCACGGUCAGCUAACAUUGUUUCACGUAGAUGCAUGCC